AUGGCGGAGAUCGCCGAGCGGGCCGUCGUGGGUGAGCUGCCGGAGGAGCCACGGCCGUCGCACGGUGAGGAGGAGGACGAUGAGGAGGAGGAGGGGGAUGUGUGCCGGAUCUGCCGCAACCGCGGCGACGAGGACCACCCGCUGCGCUACCCGUGCGCCUGCAGCGGCAGCAUCAAGUUCGUGCACCAGGACUGCCUCCUCCAGUGGCUCGACCAUAGCAACUCGCGCCAGUGCGAGGCGAGGAAAAAAUAUACUCAUGACGAUGAUGAUGUCUGUAAACACGCAUUCUCCUUCUCACCCGUGUACGCUGAGAAUGCUCCGACAAGACUUCCUUUCCAGGAACUGAUAGUUGGUGUUGGAAUGAAAGCAUGCCAUGUGUUUCAAUUCAUCCUUCGGCUUGCCUUUGUUCUCUCAGUUUGGCUCAUGAUUAUCACGUUCAUUACCUAUUGGAUAUGGCGGUUAACAUUUGUGAGAAGUCUUGGUGAAGCACAAAGGCUGUUCCUCAGUCACAUCAGUGCUCAGUUGAUCCUUAGUGAUUGCCUUCAUGGGUUCCUUCUCUCAGCUAUCAUUGUCCUUGUAUUUCUCGGAGCCACCUCAUUACGGGACUACAUAAGGCAUUUGCGUGAACUUGGUGGACAUGAUGCUGAGAGGGAUGAGCAUCCACAACACCAGGAUGAAAUUAAAGAAUUCAUAUGCUGGACUGGAUCACCUGGAAUUGCCAUCUGGCCGUUGGAGUUUGAGAAGUUUGAAAACAAGUCAGAUGCCAUUGGAACUUCUGGUAUUGAUGACCGCAUCACCAAGAUGAUCAAAAAUUGGUAUUGCAGUGGCGAGACAAUUCUUGUUGGAAAGUGUGAACAUAAACUGGCUAUUGAAACAGAACUGAAAAUAGCCUGCCGUUGUGAUGAAGUUGCGUUUGAAGUGAUGUGGGGCCUGGAAAACCACUUGCAUAUUUUAGUGCCUGAUGAGGAAUUAGAGCUACGUGAGGAGUGA
Molecule: messenger RNA, 990 nt
Organism: Miscanthus lutarioriparius
Lineage: Eukaryota; Viridiplantae; Streptophyta; Magnoliopsida; Poales; Poaceae
Source: the annotation of a GenBank genome assembly